This is a messenger RNA of Corvus hawaiiensis (hawaiian crow), 10060 nucleotides long. RefSeq names its product ubiquitin specific peptidase 31 (gene USP31). Gene Ontology annotation, biological process: protein deubiquitination. Gene Ontology annotation, molecular function: cysteine-type deubiquitinase activity. The record is from RefSeq and is a predicted model, not a curated record. NCBI's taxonomy places the organism in Eukaryota, Metazoa, Chordata, Aves, Passeriformes, Corvidae. The transcript is spliced from 16 exons. Bases 33 to 4010 code for a protein of 1325 amino acids.
CCGGGCGGGGAUGCGCGCUGCGCCGCGCCGCCAUGUCGCGGGUGAGCGGCCCCGGGCCGGCCGGCAGCGCCAAGGAGAAGCGCUCCUUCAGCAAGCGGCUUUUCCGCGGGCGGGCGGCGGGCGGCGGCGCGGGCUCGGCCCCGACCGCCACCCCGGCCCCAGCGCCGUCCGGGCGGUCGCUCGGCGGGUUCAUGAGCCGUGUGCUGAAGACCCUCUCCACGCUCUCGCACUACAGCAGCGAGCCCGAGCCCCGCGGCGCGCUCGCCCCGCGCCUGCCCCCGCCGCAGGCGACGGGCGGCCUGGGCAGCUGCUUCCCGCCGGGCCCGCCGCGCAGCCCCGAGCCCCCGCCGCGCCCCGCCGGCAGCUCCGAGGCCGUGCCCGGCGUGGCGGGGCUGCGCAACCACGGCAACACCUGCUUCAUGAACGCCAUCCUGCAGUGCCUCAGCAACACCGAGCUCUUCGCCGAGUUCCUGGCGCUGGAGCAGUUCCGCGGCGGGCCGCCCCCCGCCGACGGGCCGCCGCCCGCGCCCGGCGAGGUCACGGAGCAGCUGGCGCAGCUGGUGCGGGCGCUCUGGACGCUCGAGUACACCCCGCAGCACAGCCGCGACUUCAAGAACAUCGUGUCCAAGAACGCGAUGCAGUACCGUGGGAACGCCCAGCACGAUGCCCAGGAGUUCCUGCUUUGGCUCCUCGACAGAGUCCACGAGGAUCUGAACAACGUGGUGAAUUCCAGCGGCGUGCCUCCACUCAAGCCGCCGCUGGAGGAUGAUGUGCUGCUUGAGGGCCCAGCCUUUCCCAUCAGUAGCACUUUUGUGCAGGAACUCUUUCAAGCCCAGUACAGGUCCUCCCUGACGUGCCCUCAUUGCCAGAAGCAAAGCAACACCUUCGACCCUUUUCUCUGCAUCUCGCUGCCGAUCCCUCUGCCCCACACUCGGCCACUCUACAUCACCGUGGUGUACCAGGGCAAAUGCUCACACUGCAUGCGCAUUGGGGUGGCCGUGCCCAUCUCUGGAACAGUGGCCAGGCUGCGGGAGGCUGUCUCCUCGGAAACCAAGAUACCCACGGAGCAGAUCGUGCUGACAGAGAUGUACUACGAUGGGUUCCAUCGCUCCUUCUGCGACACCGACGACUUGGACACCAUCCACGAGAGUGACUGCAUUUUUGCCUUUGAGACCCCAGAGAUCUUCAGGCCUGAGGGCAUCCUCAGUCAGAGAGGAAUACAUGUGAACAAUAACCUGAAUAACUUGAAAUGUGGCACUGAGCACUCCCGAACAAUAGCUUACUCUCAAGGAACAGUGAAGUCUGGAAAACUGGAACAGUCCUGUCCUAAACUAGCAGCAAAUGACAAGAUUGUCUUGCUGGUGUGUAACAGAGCAUGCACUGGACAGCAGAGCAAAAGGUUUGGCUUGCCCUUUGUGUUGCACUUGGAAAAAACAAUUGCUUGGGAUAUUCUGCAGAAGGAAAUUCUGGAGAAGAUGCAGUAUUUCCUGCGGCCUGCAGCCUGCUUGCAGGUUUGCCCGUUCAGCUUGCGAGUGGUCAGUGUUGUGGGCAUAACAUACUUGCUACCUCAGGAGGAGCGACCCCUCUGCCACCCAACAGUGGAAAGGGCAUUGAAGUCAUGCGGACAGGGGGGAACCGCUCAUGUGAAAUUAGUGGUAGAAUGGGACAAAGAAACUAAAGAUUACUUGUUUGUGAAUACAGAAGAGGAGUAUAUUCCAGACUCUGAAAGCGUCUGCCAGCAGAGAGAGCUUCAUCAUCAACCUCAGAUCUGCACUUUAUCUCAGUGUUUCCAACUGUACACCAAAGAGGAACAGCUUGCCCCAGAUGAUGCAUGGCGAUGCCCACACUGUAAGCAGCUGCAGCAGGGUAGCAUCACACUGAGCCUCUGGACCUUACCUGAUGUUCUCAUCAUACAUCUGAAAAGGUUUAGACAGGAAGGAGACCGAAGGAUGAAACUUCAGAACAUGGUUAAAUUUCCCUUGAGUGGCUUGGACAUGACUCCUCACGUUGUGAAACGCAGCCAGAGCAGCUGGAGCCUGCCAUCGCACUGGUCACCUUGGAGGAAACCUUAUGGCCUCGGCAGAGAUCCUGAGGACUAUAUCUAUGACCUGUAUGCUGUCUGCAACCACCAUGGCACCAUGCAAGGGGGACACUACACAGCAUAUUGCAAGAAUUCUGUUGAUGGCCAGUGGUACUGCUUCGAUGACAGUGAAGUUCAGCAACUUUCUGAAAGUGAAGUCUGCAAGCAGACAGCUUACAUCUUGUUCUACCAGCGACGCACAGCGAUCCCCUCAUGGUCUGCCAACAGCUCGGUGGCAGGCUCCACGAGCUCGUCGCUGUGCGAGCACUGGGUCAGCCGGCUCCCGGGCAGCAAGCAGCCCAGCAUCGCCUCUGCCGCCUCCUCGCGCCGCACCUCCCUCGCCUCGCUCUCUGAGUCGGUGGAGCUGACUGGGGAACGGAGUGAAGAUGAUGGAGGAUUUUCAACUCGACCAUUUGUAAGGAGUGUCCAACGUCAGAGCUUGUCAUCCAGAUCCUCUGUCACCAGCCCACUGGCAGUGAGUGAAAAUGGUGUCAGGCCGUCGUGGUCACUCUCCGCAAAACUGCAGUUCCGCUCCAACUCCCCGUCACGCUUCUCUGGAGAUUCCCCAGUACAUACCUCUGCUUCCACCCUGGAGAAGAUCGGGGAAGCUGCUGAUGAUAAAGUCUCCACCUCAUGCUUUGGCAGCCUGAGGAAUCUCUCUAGCAGCUACUUGGAGCCCUGUGACAGCAGUCGGCGAGAGCACAGGACGGCUCGCAGAGCCCCUUUGGCUGUCAUGGAAGGGGCGUUCAGGGAAGAGUCCGUUGUAAGGACAUCUAGCUCAGACCUUUCAGAUGGGUAUGGUAAAAGCUCUGUGCAGCCGGAUAGGAAUCACCCUGCUCUGGACCCUUUUGAUAACAACAAUCAAAUCGCCUUUGUUGACCAGAGUGAUUCUGUGGACAGCUCCCCAGUGAAGGAGGUGAAAGCCCCAAGUGGGACAGGGUUGGCUGCAGAGAAGGCACAUGACACCCCUAAGAAGGGUCACAGCUCCAAAGGAGCUUCUGAGCCGGACAAAAGUUUGAGGAAGGGAAGGACAGUCUUAGCUACCCAAGAGACCAAAGUCUCUCACUCUUCCCCUCCACUGAAGAGUUCUCAGAAAGCUUCCCGGUCUAGAAGUAAGACAGACUCUUCUAGGGUCAGCGGGCGACACGGGUCUCCUGCUCCCACUCAGGCUAGGAAGGAUCACAGCACGAAGUCGUUGGAGGUAUCUGUCCCAUCAGCUCAACAGAAGCAGAAGUCAGGUUCUCCAUCCUCCACAGCUGCCAAGAAAACCCCAUCAGGCUCAUUGACUAAGGGCUCUUCGUCUGGGAAGAGCCGGACUUCCGACCGCAGCCUCAGCAGGGAGGGCUCCAAGAUCAGCCUGGGGUCGGAUAAAACGAGCAUUACCAGCAGCUCAAGAACGAGCUCCCCACGGAUCAGCCACUCCAGGAGUGACAGCAGGGCAGUGGACAGCAAGCACGUGCGCAGCUCCUCCAUGGCCAACCUGCGGUCUCCAAAUGUUGGCGUGCGUUCUGGGUUGAAGAGGGACAGCAAGUCGGAAGAGAAGGGUUUGUCUUUCUUUAAAUCAGCCUUAAGGCAGAAGGAGACACGGAGGUCAGCAGACCUGGGGAAGACGACAAUGCUUUCAAAAAAGACAGGGAGUGUCAGUUCCAAGUCAGGCAGUAAAAAUGUGCUGGAGGACAAACCAGAGAAAGGUGGUGUUCCACCAGCCUCUCAAACCAAUGCCAACAUUACUACAAAAGAAAAACUUGUCUCAAAAGAUGCCACAUCUAACAAACAUUCUCUGCUAUCCAGUCGCAAGUCCAAGUCUUCCCAGCUAGAUGCCGGAGUCCAGUCUCCUCCUUCCAGUGGCAAGCAGUCAGCUGACAAGCCACUGAAAAAAUUACCUUCCAGCAUGCAGGUGUCCGUACGGCCUUCUCUGGAACCUCAGUGAAAUGCUGCAAUCCAGGUGUCUUUUCUUCUGCUGAGAAGCUAAUUUAUUCUGAGCUCUUGUUUUUUGUUCAUGUGCCUAAUGUAUGUUUUGAGGAGAAGUUAACUGCAAGUUGUUAAAGCGCCUUUGAUUCUGCCAUCAAACCAAAUAGCCACAGGCAGCCAGCACUGGUGCAAGUAGCCUAGCUGGAGUCGUUGUUGAACAUGAAUGCAGCUGUCCCAUAGCACUUGUACAGGAGUCUCUGUUGAAAGUGCAACAACUUUCUCCAGAUUGGAGGGUUGGAAUCUGACCCCCAGUUGUACUGACACUGGUGUGCUUUGUAGAGCUGUGAACUGAUAUUCCUUUGGUCUUGUUCCGAGUGGGCUGUGUCCACACUGGUGUAUGGCCUUGAGCUGUGGAGGAUGCAAAGGAAACUGGAGAGACUGUCGCUUCUUUCUGCUCUCAACUCUCUCUCCCUGCUCCCCUCCAUUUCCAAGCUUUCUAAAGGGCAAUAUUUCAACACUAAUGUUGUUUCUCAGGUAUAUACUCAGCCAGUAUAGGAGGGACUAGCAUUAGUGACGGACAGAAAGUGUCUCUGUGCGCGUCUGUGUAAUAGAUUUAAUUUUUGCAUUCCAACAGGAGGAGGUUUGAAAUGUAACCUGCAGUUUUUGUUGCUAUGUGUAUGAAGAGUUUUGCUUUGUCCAUACCUAAGGCAACCUCUACCCUGUCCUGUUUAACUACUUUCUUCUGAAAUGCUCUGCUAAACAACAGAAGAAAUCCCUGGGCAGCAGCUGGUGGCUGACUCGUCCUGUGGAAGCAGUGCCAUAGGAGAGUUGUGUCCACAUAUACCUGGAUGGCCGUGAUGCUGUCAGGAUGCCCCUAUUCAAACUCCUGGGAAGCAUUUCCUAAUGUGCUCAGACCCUUAUCAUAGUGGUAUAACUAAGCCUCCAUUAUCUCUAGGGGUGAUGUUUAGAUCAAGUGUCAUCCUGCCCUCUCUGAGCAUGCUUUGGCAGGCCCCUUUGUGUGGGUUGGCAGGGCUGUACCCAAACCCCCAGAGCAGUUUUCCUGUUCUCUAGAGUGCUGUAUCCCUCUGGCAUGCUCGUCCCCUUCCCAUGGGUCUGGCUGCCACAUGUCCCUCAGUGGAAGGUUCCCCUUCUUGUUUGGAUGACAGCCUCCAUCAGGGUCAAAACACUACAUCUACUGAUGUCUUUGUUUACAUGCGCUUCUUACAGGGGAGAUUCCUCAAGUUCUGUAAGGUUCCUCUUAAGGUAGAUUUCUUAAGUCCGUUUACAUACAUGUGGUGUAAUUUUUUUUUAAAUUCCACGAGUUUUUAUUGAUGUGCUGCUUAUCCUUUAUGUCCGCAGCCUGUCGUGUAGGUUGUGACAAGGUGGGCAAUGUGCUGGACACGCUCUCUGCUGAGCGAGGUCUGUGCCUGUCUAGUCCAGUGGCAGAGCUUCUCUGGGCAUAGCUUUGGGCCAGGCACAUGUAUGCUCUGUACCAUCAGCAUAACAAACUGGCUUGUGCCACCUCCCUUGCUGAGGUGCUGCUCACCGUGCAGGCAGUCUUGCCCCCAGGUCUGCUGGGCACCUUGCUGCUCUGUGAUCUCUUUUCUGCUCACCACACCUGCAGCAAGCUUGGGAGGGAAGGGCUGGGGGUAACUGGCUCCUCAGAGUGUCUAUGGGGCUGAGCUGGGAGUGCCAUCAAGUUGGGGUCAGUGUGUGAGGGGUGAUGUUUCUGCAAUGUAACCCUUGCAGCAUCCUGGUUAUGUCCUGCUGCAUCCCCUUCGCAUGCCCCAGCAGUGCCCACAGCCUGCACAUGUAAUGCCCUGACUGUUCCGACCCGAACGUGACCAUCCCCUCAGUGCAGUCCUUCACCCGGGCAUUGUUUCAGUCUCAUUUAUUGCAGCAACAAGAAGCAAAGAUUGCAUUGCUUGCUUCUGAAAUGUAUGACUUGGAUUAUUCUUGGAUUAUUUUCUGUUACAUCCAGCAGAGCAGAUAAGACUUGCUUGACAUUGCAGUACUUAAAUUACUCCCUGAAAUGUUGAUGUUGAAGUAUUUGUUUAAGGUUUUAUCUGUAUUAAGGUCUUACACUGUCUUGGCUCUUUUCUUGUAACAACUCUUCUAGCAAGAAUGUAAAUCCAGUGGCUCAUGCUGGCUUGGCUUGGGAUCUUUAAUAGACAGAACUACUCUCUGUGCAUUUUACCAUGGACAUUUGUGAAAGGUUAUUUUUAUCAAAUGACAUUUUCUUUUCAUGCCAUCACUCACUGAAGGAGUUUAAACUGGAAGCUGGUGUGUGGAUUUUGAGGUGGUUUUGCUCCUGUGCUGUAUGCCUGAAGGGAAUUUGAAGCCAUGUCCAAAUCUGUGUUUUAGCUGAACACCAGUUCAGUGUUUUUAUCUGGAGCAAGUGAAUGGUCCUUGGAGUUCCCAUCUGGGCAGAAGGGAGGUGGAGGUCAUGGUAUUCCAGCAGCUGAUAAAAGUAGUUGAACCCCUGCAAUCCCAUGAGAUGCAAUCUCAUUCUUUCUGCACAUUUUCUGUAAUUCCUGAUGCUAAUUGCUGCCAGCUCCAGCACUAUCUGCUCUCUUUAUGCUGCCAGACUGGAUUUCUCUGUCCCUCUGGAACAGCAGCUCUGGUGCACAGGCUCCUUGCUCUGCAGGGGAGUGUGGUGGGCAGAAGGGGCUGCACUGACAGUACCCUCAUCUCUGAGCGGGUGGGAUGCUGCUCCUCUCUGGUGGGUUUUCUGCUUGGGAGGGCUUUGCUUAGGAUGUCCUCAGGCAAACCCCAUGGUUUGACUUACAAGGGCGCACCAGAGCUCAUGUGGAACAUAAGACACACACCAGGCAAAAUGUCAAAGUGCAGUCUCUGGGAAGCGCGGUCCCUGCUCGGUGUCUGUGUCCGCUCUGUGUCAGGGCACCUGGGAACACAGCCGCUCACAUCACUCCGCACCUCUGCUCGUUGGUGUCACACAUCUUUUGUAGUAAAUGAGCUUCCUUGCGCAGGAGAGGGUUGAAGGGUGUGGGUCCAGGAAGCACUGUUCACUGGGAGUGUUAAUCAAAGCCUUGUUGUUGUUACAGUCAUGACUCCAUCAAUGAAGUAGGAGAAAUGUUUCUGAAACUGAAUGUAGGUUAUUACAGGCCCUACUUAAAGGGAUUUGGGGAAAAAUUAUCAGUCUUCUGCAAGUCUCCUUGCUUUAAAGCAGACUUAUCUCUUGUCCCUUUCGUGUGUAGGAACUCCUGUCCAUGGUAUUGUGUUGUCCAGCUGCCAGGAUGUGGCAUGGUACCAGGGAGCACUGGAGAGAGGGAUCUGCCAAGUCCUAGAUGCCAACACCACCGUGGCUUUGCAUAUGGAUCCUUCAAGCAGCAGUGGCUUGAGGCUAUUCUGGAGCAGCUGCAUGUACAUGGUCAUCUCGUAAAGUUCCUGUUAGCCAUCAGAAGCACUCGUGGCUGUGGGGGAGGUGGGCUCUGCCAUCUCCCAGAGGCCGCUGCUGCCCAGGGACCUCCACCUCCCCUGGGUGGUGACGUGUGGGGCCUGUAGGUCUCACGGGCAUCUGAGUGGGAUGGGAGCAGCUGCUGCCAGGUCUGCCCUGCCAGUCCUGCCCAGCCUGUCUGGGGAUGGCGGGGUCUGGGAUCCUCCUGCCAAGGACUUGGAAGCAAAGGUGUACAGGGUGGCCUCACGGUGAUGGGAAAUGCCUGGCAAGGGGGAGGCCCAGCAGUGUCCCUGCUCCCAAACAGGUGAGCUCCAAGGCAAAGCAGGCUUUCAGGCAGUGUGUUUCCAAUCGGCUUUGGGUUGGAGUCACCUGUGCCAGCAUGUGACUUGUGUUUCACCCCACCUCCGUAGUCUGCCACUUAUUCCUGCUCCUGGAAUUGGCCCUCUGGGUGCAGGAGAGCAGCGCCUUCAUUCCAGUGCUCGAUUCCUACAGGAGUCACCUAGAGACUUUUUUUUACCCUUUUUGGGCUGUGUCUUUUGGAUAGUGUUUAGUAGUAUUCAAGUUAUAAGCACAUUUUCAAUGACAUGUAUUGAAGAGGCACCUUUUAUUUGUAUUAAUCACAUUUGAUAGACAAUUUGGUGCCUACAGUUCUCUGUAACUUGUGUCUCACUUUGCGUGUGUAAAUUGUUAACCCUUUCAGACUUAUCAAAUAUGGAUUAAUAAACACAAGAUGCUUAGGAUAGAAAGCUAGCAGCUUAAUUGCACUUCUCCCACUGCAAGUGCCCUCAUCCGCCGUCGCUGCAGGGGUUUUGCUUUCUGAAGCUGAAACUUGAGCAUGAUCAACCAUUUUUCUCGGUGUGAGGCAGCUUGCAUGGCCGUGCUGUCCCCGAUGCAUGUCCCUACUAACUAUGCAAGCCUCUAGCCCAGCCAUGGCUCCAGAGCACUGCCUGGAGUCUGUGCUGCUGCCUCGUGGUGCAGCUGCUGCUGGCACACAGGAGCAUGUCCCUGGGUUCCUGCUUCCUUUGCACAUCUUUGACUCUUUCCUUUGCAGGAUUCUGCGUUACUGACAAGGCUGGAGCGUAAUGUAAGGUUAGAGGGAUCGGAGCAGGGAAAUGAGAACAAACUGAUUUCUAUUUUGUGUUGUUUUUCCUUUUGUUAGCAGGGCGACCUGCUCAGGGUUCUGUGUGUAGCCUGCCAUUCUGUGUCAUGUAAGGGCAUGCCUGUGCUGUGAGGAGGGGCAGGCAGGUGCCCGGAGCCAUGCGGGCACUCAGAGCUGCUGUGAGUGUCUGUGUGAGGGGAGCGGUUCCCAGUUGUCCUUGUGCUGCCCAUGCUGGUCUUGGGCCUUUGCCUGCCUUUCUGGGGGAGCCCUGGCUGCCUGUGGGGAUAGCUGGUCUGCCUGUCCAUGCUCCAGAACCCUGUGGUGUCGGGGUUUGAGCCAUGUCCUGCUGGACAGCGGGUCCCCUGGGGCACCCGUGUGUGCCACAUGGCCAGGGCAGCUGGUGAGGGCUGGCCUGGGCUUUGUGCAGGUUCCAGGACUCCUCCUGGUUCUUGGCCCUGCAGCUUCAGUGCCCUCCCCUUGGUCAGCCAGCAUGGAGAGCAUUUGGAAACAACAUUCCAAAUAAUUUUACUGUUGGGUGUUGUUUUUUUUAUUUCGGUUUGGUUUGGGUUUUUUUGUAUCUUUGUUAUUUGCCUACUAAUCCAAAAGAAUUUGGCAGUAUCUAAUGAUACCUGUGGAGGGAACUGAAAUUUAGUUUUAAUCUGUGGUGAGAUGAAAGUUCUACGUGGUUUUCUCAACAAAAGCACCGUAAAGCAGUUACUAUUAAGAGCUUUAUUUUGUAAAAGCAAAGUACCUGAAGACUUGUACAAUGUCUGUGUUAGGUCUAAAGGCUUAGGGACUCUUCUAUUUUUUUAAAGGUGAUAGCACUCAAUUUAUCUGCAAAUAAUGUUUUUUAAAAGACACAGAUUAAAACUAAGUGUAACCACCAGUCCUGGCUCACUCAGCCCUGCAGCGCACACGCGCCGGCCUCAGGCUAUUGUGGCAUUUGUGAGUGCAAUAAACCCCUUUGGAGGUGCUACAUUGCCUUGGGUAGGGUAACACAAGGGAAUCCAGGCCACAAGUGGCUCCAUUACUGUCCUGUGGCCUUCCAAGUAUGAAUUUGUACAGAUUUGCUCACCACCUGUGCCUCACCAUUGGUUAAAAUUGAAUUUUAAGUCCUGUUGCAAAUGCAGUUUCUCUUCUGGACACAAUGUCAGAUUUUACACUGGAAUAUCUACAGUUCUCAAACUGCAUGUCACAUCACUGUACCUGGUACAGGGACGUGGGGCUUUCCCACACCUUUGAUAUUCUCCUCUGUAUUUUAAUGUUUUUGACCUGUACAGUAAUUGGAAAGCAGGCUGUCUUUACUUGGGGUUGAACAUUGUACCAUAAAUUUUAAAUUAUUUGAGGACAACUGCAUGAGACUGUGUCAAUGCCUUUUAUUAUUUAUUUGUAUGUUUUAUUAUUCGAGGUGUAUGCACUUUUAAUAUGCAGAAUUUAUAUUUUUAUGUUACAAAUCAUUUUCUUUCAGAAAGAAGAGUUUGAAUAUGAGGAAUUGGAAUUAAGUGCAAAAAGGGGAAUAUGUAAUGAAAUACAAUAAAUUUAUUACUAGGCA